AUGGAAGGUCCCCUCGAGCAUCCCAAGAGCCCCAGCUUCAUGGAGGCCACUGGCACCCCCAACUUCACCUACGACUCCUUGACGGGGCUCGACUAUCUCCAGUACCCUCACUCCGAGCCGUACACACUUUCCUCCCUUAAUCUCUCCAACCCGCUCGCCGACUAUUCCUUCACCAGCUCGUACACCACCGGCUCCGGCUCGCCAACUCGCCCGUACACCCCUCCCAGCCACGGCAUCUACCCCGCGAUGCUCACUGGUCUUACCCCGGGCGAAACCUCCUCCGACAGCAUGCGCUCCGGCCGUGCCAGCCGCAGCAGCGAAUCCUCGCUCGCGUCUGUUCCCCGCUCCCACCGCUACAACCCCAUCGCGGUGACGCCGCCCACAAGGACGACCACCCGCAAGCGCCGAGGAAGCAAGUCGGAAGACUUCUCCGACGAUGACGACGAUUUCCAGCCACAGAUCCCCAGUGGUGCGACGAACGAAGUUCGCCGUGAGGAAAUCCGCCGCCAGCGUAUCGAGUCGGAGCAGCGCCGACGUGACGAGCUCAGGGACGGUUACCGCCGUCUGAAGGAGGCCUUGCCCAUUUCGAACCAGAAGUCGAGCAAGGUUUCCCUGUUGGACCGUGCGACGACUCACAUCAGGUACUUGGAGAUGACCCAGGGUCAACUGCAGACGAGACUUCAGCAGGCUGAGAAUGAGACGCAACGUCUGCGAUCGGUCAACGAGGCGCUCAUGCUCGGCACCGCAGAGCAACGUCAUGCUGCUGCUGCCGCCGCCGUCGCCGCCGUCCAGCAGCAGUCCGCCCCCAAUUUCUGA
Messenger RNA from Stereum hirsutum FP-91666 SS1, 816 nucleotides. RefSeq lists its product as uncharacterized. The record is from RefSeq and is a predicted model, not a curated record. Gene Ontology annotation, biological process: regulation of transcription by RNA polymerase II. The coding region runs from base 1 to 816 and encodes 271 amino acids. The transcript is spliced from 3 exons. Gene Ontology annotation, molecular function: RNA polymerase II cis-regulatory region sequence-specific DNA binding; protein dimerization activity; DNA-binding transcription factor activity, RNA polymerase II-specific. Lineage: Eukaryota; Fungi; Basidiomycota; Agaricomycetes; Russulales; Stereaceae.